Messenger RNA from Meleagris gallopavo (turkey), 1314 nucleotides. NCBI's taxonomy places the organism in Eukaryota, Metazoa, Chordata, Aves, Galliformes, Phasianidae. The record is from RefSeq and is a predicted model, not a curated record.
GUGAGUGAAUAAGUGAUGAAGGUGGAGGCACCUCACAUCUACUUGGGAUUUCCGAGCUGUGUUCUCAUGGCUGUCCUGCUCCCAUCUGAGUCAUACCAGGUGUUGAUUUACAACCUUCCUUCUUAUCUUGUUCUUUGCAGGUUGGCACAGGUGAGAUGGAGUCGCUACAACCCCAGCUUCCUAGAGCCAGAAGUGAACAAAGAACUGUAUCAGAAACCUUUUAAUGAGCUGUCUGAAGAGGAAAAGGAAAAGCAAGAGCUUAAGGCUGUUCGUCCCAUAAAAGCAGCUCCUCCCAGUAUCUCCAGCUCCGUUUUCAGCGACCCUAUGAUCAGUAAAUUCACCAAUAUGAUGAUGAAAGAUGGAAAUAAAGUGCUGGCCAGAAGCCUUAUGGCUCAGACUUUAGAGAACAUUAAGAGGAAGCAACUGGAAAAGUACCACAGAGCUCCAGAUGAUGAGAAGGAGACAGUUGAAUGCAACCCUUAUGUCAUUUUCCACCAGGCUUUGAAAAACUGCCAGCCUAUCAUUGGACUCAGCAACAUCACGAGAGGUGGCAAAACCUACCAGGUCCCGGUGCCUUUGAAGGACAACCGGAAGCGCUUCUUGGCCAUGAAGUGGUUAAUCACGGAGUGCAGGGAGAACAAGCACCGCCGGACGCUGAUGCCUGAGAAGCUCUCCGAGGAGCUGAUCCAGGCCUUCAACAACGAAGGACCCAUCAUCAAGAAAAAGCAUGUGCUGCACAAGAUGGCAGAGGCCAACCGGGCUUAUGCCCACUUCCGCUGGUGGUAGGGCCUCUGCAUGGCAUGCACACGCUGCAGAGCUCUGUCACUGCUCUCAGGCCUGGGGAGCGGAGUCCCAGGGCCACCUGCUUGAGAGAAGCUGGGGAUUAGAGGGAAAGGUGGAAAAUCCCUUCUGGACAGCUUCUGAACUAAGCCAAGGAAAGUUUCUCUAGUCGCCGCACAGUUCAUUUGCUUUGUGUUUAUCCAGAUGGGAAAAGGGGGAAUCUGAAACAGUUAUGAUGCCCCUGCAUGGAUCUGCUGGUUUUUCAUAAUCACUUUCCUGUGAAGACAAGCUUUAGAUGCAAUGCUGACAAAAUAAUCUAUUCCACUUAUGUGUUUCCUAGGGACUUUUAAAUCUCUGCUCUUGCAGCAACAUUUUUCUCUUUCUGGCUGCAUAACUAGGAAAGAGCAGAUCUGGAGGGUUUUUUUCCAUACCAUAAGUAGCCUUGACUUUCAGUUCUGCUUAUCAGCAACACUGUCUUAUGGAUGUCAGGGAGAUGUUAACAGAAAAAAAAUAAUAACAAUGCUUUAUGGGGAA